AAUGCAUUAUGUUAGAUGGAUCUACCAAUGAUUCAGAGUUAACCUACUGGUUGGUGCACACGUUUGUGAUUAGGGUUCCAUUACAGCACAAUUUAUAGUUAUGCCCCUAUAUAAUCUUGCCAGCCAGUCUACUCCUUGCUGCGAUGAGCCAUUGUUCCAUCGGAAAAAUAAAAUAAAAUGAGAAAAAACAUGGUGGGAAUACAUGUGCAGGGUAUUAACUGUCAACUUUUGAUAGAUUGUUGCUACCCAAAUCUGGGUAUCCUCCAAGGGUGGUGGGUGAGCACUUUUGCGACUGGUAAAGAAAGGUCCACACGUUAUUCAUGAAUUGUUGGUUUUAGGUCGCCAAAUUGUCUGGUUGAAUUUUAACCCAGUAGGUCGUCAAUCAACUGAUUAAGAAUUUUGUGCUGUACACGCCUUCUUUCACUGCCAUCGGUCACACGUAUAAUUAUACGACACGUCAACAUCUACCCGCGGGUCGUUCUUAUUCCUAUUUUUAUGAACAAGGUCCAACACAAAAGAGUUGGAAAAUGUCUUGGAUAUUCUACUGACCUGGAAUAGUCACUCUGGUUUCAUCACAUAGAACUGAAAGCAUCGCUUGGCAUGUCUACAUGCGCGUUAAACAAACUGACGAUUAAGGUAAAACCUCAUUCGCAAUCACUUUUAACUGCUUAUAAUUGACCGACAAGUGAUGUGACUAGAAGAUAUCACAUGCAUGAGGGUGACAUAACGAAAGUUCCUUAGAGGGUCCGCAUCACCAGUGCUUCCCAUAAUUUGGCCAAUCAGAUAUUUAUGGACCGGUUUAAUUUUUGGCCGCCACCCUAGUAGGAGGGAGAACUGAGAACUAUAGAUGCCAAAGAAAACUGUCCAACAUAUAUGAAGUUUUACUAUAAGCAAGACAAAGAACUGCUGAGAUUGGAUUCAGAUCUGGCAUUGUCAAAAGUGUUUUUGGACUAGUUGACUUAGAACGGUAAUGGCAUCGUGCCUCCUUUGGUCCCCUCCUCAACUAAUUUACAGUUGGAAAAAAAGAUAAAUCAAAAUCAAACUCUGAAGCAAAUUGUUGCUAGAUAUCUGCCUAUCCAUAUGCUAACAGAUAAAUUACGUGUAUAUAAUACACAUCUCCCUCUCUUGUCUUUAAUGGCUACACUCCACUUAUUCCUUUUUAUAUAUACGUUCAUGUCAUUCACGUUCUCUCCCUCUCCGACUCUCUCUCUGAUUCAGUAUCUUUCUUAAUUCAAAACAUGCAUAAAAUAUGACGACUCCCACAUCGAACCGGCCUUGGAUCAAGCCUGCCUCGUCUCUCUUUGGUUUUAAUAUAUCGCAUUUGUUGCUCUUGUUUUUUACCCUUUAGCUGCAAAAAUGGGAAAUUCAGCAAAUUGUGUUGCAAUCAAAGUUGAUGCAUAUUUGUUCAUGUAGUUUGUUCUCAGAAGAUGAAGGCUGCCAGAACAAGCAUGGAGUUGAAGAAAGAUAAGCUAGUGAGGUUUUAUAAUGAUGAGAAACAAGAUGGUAAUUUUUCCUGGGAAAAGAGUGACAUUACCCAAAAACACUUAAAAGAUCCACUGUCUGGUGAUAGAGCCAAGAAGACUACUAGAUUUAGAGGGUUUAAGGUUUUCCCAGAGAACCAUGAGCCACAUCAGAAGAAAGUUCUUGAUCCUGGGAGUGAUAUUUUCUUGAAAUGGAACAGGAUUUUUCUCAUAUCUUGCUUAGUAGCAUUGUUCGUUGAUCCACUGUUUUUCUACCUUCCUUCAGUACAUAAUGAUGACAGUUCAUCUUGUAUGGCAACUGAUUUGAACUUGGGAAUUGUUGUGACAUGUUUUCGUACGCUUGCCGAUAUGCUCUAUCUACUUCAUAUUUUCAUCAAGUUGAGGACAGCUUAUAUAUCACCAAAAACUAGAGUUUUUGGGAGGGGUGAACUUGUUAUGGAUCCCAAAAAGAUUGCUAGAAGGUAUCUGAGAUCAGAUUUCUUCGUAGAUCUUAUAGCUACACUGCCUCUCCCUCAGAUUGUCAUAUGGUUCAUCAUACCUGCAGUUAAAAGCUCCAGUUCUGGCCAUACCCAUAAUGCCCUUGUACUGAUUGUUCUGCUCCAAUAUGUUCCUAGAUUGUAUCUCAUUUUCCCACUAAGUUCUCAGAUCAUCAAAGCCACUGGUGUGGUCACAAAGACAGCUUGGGCUGGGGCUGCGUAUAAUCUCAUACUCUACAUGUUAGCUAGUCAUGUCUUAGGUGCUUCAUGGUACCUAUUAUCAAUCGAACGGUAUGCAACUUGCUGGAAGUCUCAAUGCAGAAAAGAAGUUGACCCCAUCAAGUGUUUUCUCAGCUACUUGGAUUGUGGUUCUUUGAACAAUGAUGGACGCCUGCAGUGGAUAAACAGUACUCAUGUGUUUAGUAACUGCAACCCGGAGAACUCCAUUGGUUUCAAUUAUGGCAUAUUUGAGAAUGCACUGACCAACAAUGUAGUCUCCUCCUCGUUUCUAGAGAAGUACUUGUAUUGUCUUUGGUGGGGAUUACAGAACUUGAGCUCCUAUGGUCAGACUUUGACUACAAGCACAUAUAUCGGUGAAACUUCUUUUGCUAUACUCAUUGCUAUUUUGGGUCUGGUUCUGUUUGCACACUUAAUUGGAAAUAUGCAGACCUACUUGCAAUCUCUCACCGUGAGACUUGAGGAAUGGAGGCUCAGGCGGCGAGACACAGAGGAGUGGAUGAGACAUAGGCAACUCCCUCAAGAUCUGCAAGAACGUGUUAGGAGAUUUGUGCAGUACAAGUGGCUUGCAACUCGAGGAGUUGAUGAAGAAUCCAUCUUAUGCGCCUUGCCUACAGAUCUUCGUCGAGACAUCCAACGUCAUCUAUGUUUAGACCUUGUUCGACGCGUCCCAUUUUUCUCACAGAUGGAUGGUCAGCUACUUGAUGCCAUAUGCGAGCGUUUGGUAUCCUCCUUGAGUACUCAAGGCACCUACAUUGUUCGUGAAGGUGACCCCGUCACCGAGAUGUUAUUCAUUAUCCGAGGAAAGUUAGAGAGCUCGACAACAAAUGGAGGUCGGACAGGUUUCUUCAACUCAAUUACUUUGAGACCUGGUGAUUUUUGUGGCGAAGAAUUGCUUGCUUGGGCAUUGCUUCCCAAAUCUACUCUCAACUUGCCUUCUUCUACAAGAACUGUCAGAUCACUUGAUGAAGUAGAGGCCUUUGCACUUAGAGCAGAAGAUCUCAAGUUUGUUGCUAAUCAGUUCCGACGACUUCAUAGCAAGAAGUUGCAACACACAUUCCGAUUCUACUCUUACCACUGGAGAACUUGGGCUGCAUGUUUCAUUCAGGUUGCGUGGCGUCGAUUCAAGAAGAGAUUGUUGGCAAAGAACCUUAGCAUGGUUGAGUCAUUUUCAUAUAAGUGUGACAACCAAGAGGAUGAUGAGGCAGAACAAGAAAAGGAGGAGGAGUACUCUAGGAGUAAUGCAGCUUCAAAUGCUUCACAAGCGAGACAGAAUUUGGGGGUCACCAUUCUGGCUUCGAGGUUUGCUGCAAACACGAGAAGAGGAGCUCAGAAAAUGAAGGAUGUUCAGUUGCACAAGCUGCAAAAGCCUGAAGAGCCAGACUUCUCAGUAGAGCCAGAAGACGACUAGUAACUACUUCAUUACUAUGUACAGAUUCAUAAACUUCUUUUUAACGCCUAUAGGAAAUUACAAGAACAUGGGUCAGGUACCCAGGUACAUUUGGAUUAACCGGAAGUAUAGAUGUUUCAUAUUUGCCACCUACUUGUUCUUGUUGACUGAACAUAAAUGUCCCUAUGUCCAUCCUGUGUUUAAUCUUCGCCGAAUCUGUUUAUUAAAGAACUACAGUUAGUCAGCACAAAAUGUCAUUUAAAA
Messenger RNA from Rosa chinensis, 3848 nucleotides. RefSeq names its product probable cyclic nucleotide-gated ion channel 14. The transcript has 7 exons. Gene Ontology annotation, cellular component: membrane. NCBI's taxonomy places the organism in Eukaryota, Viridiplantae, Streptophyta, Magnoliopsida, Rosales, Rosaceae. Gene Ontology annotation, biological process: transmembrane transport; monoatomic ion transport. The record is from RefSeq and is a predicted model, not a curated record. Bases 1428 to 3605 code for a protein of 725 amino acids. Gene Ontology annotation, molecular function: monoatomic ion channel activity.